CUCCCGCCACAUACAAAACCUUCAAAACUCAAAAACUUCCAAAACACUCUUCGCAUUUCCCCCCAAACCCUAAAGAAACCAAACAAUGGCUGACAGAGAAGAGACAGAGAGAGACACUCAUUCUUCAUCAUCAGAUCAUAGAGAGACACAGAGAAAGACUCAAACACGUUCAUCAAUGGCUAUUACUGUGCCUGUGGCCAGCAAGAAGAAGAAGAAGAAGAUCGAGGACAUGGUAAUGGAGAACGAACUCCCAGUAGGUUUCAGGUUCAACCCCACGGACGACGAGCUUGUCACUCACUUCCUCCGCAACAGGAAUCUCGGAAAACCAACCCCUUUCAACGCUGUCAAGGAGUGUGACUUGUACGGCAAGAAAGAGCCUUGGGAAAUCUGGGACAUGUUUUCUGCCGUGGAUGGAUCACGCGUUGUUAGAGAACUGUAUUUCUUCACGAAGCUCAAGACCUAUAACAAUGGCAGACGCAUUGACCGAAGGGUGGGUUCGGGUUCGGGUACGUGGAAAAAGGAACAUCAGUUGAAGACUCCGGGCCUAGUAGGGGUUGAGAAAAGUAGGUUUACCUAUGAAAACAACGAUGACAAGUCGUCGAAGUUGCCUUCUUCCUCGUCCUCGUCGGGACGAAAUGGUAAAUGGAAUUUGAUUGAGUACAAAGACUUGAACCCUCCAAAUCAAGAUUCCAAUGAGUAUGUUGUUUGCCGACUGUCAUAUAGUGGAAAAUGGAGGAAUAACCAUUGAAGAUCUCCUGAUGAGAUGGCUGAUGAUGUCGAUAUGAAUGAUAUUGGUGAACACUCUAACCUGAUGCGAAAUUAGAAACUCUAUGUACAAAAGCAAUAUGAGAAAAAUAGGUAGGUUGAAAGAUGACAGCAACAUGAACCAAGAAAUUUCUUUUGUAUCUGUUAGGAUAUCUCUCUCUUUUUUGGUUGUGUGUGUGUGUGUAUGUGGAAUUUCUUAUUUCACAUGAAAUGUAUCACAGAAAUUACUGAUCA
Quercus lobata is the source of this 999-nucleotide messenger RNA. RefSeq names its product NAC domain containing protein 50-like. Gene Ontology annotation, molecular function: DNA binding. Bases 86 to 748 code for a protein of 220 amino acids. The record is from RefSeq and is a predicted model, not a curated record. The transcript has 2 exons. Gene Ontology annotation, biological process: system development; regulation of DNA-templated transcription. Lineage: Eukaryota; Viridiplantae; Streptophyta; Magnoliopsida; Fagales; Fagaceae.